This is a messenger RNA of Phascolarctos cinereus (koala), 1874 nucleotides long. RefSeq names its product C-C chemokine receptor type 1-like. Lineage: Eukaryota; Metazoa; Chordata; Mammalia; Diprotodontia; Phascolarctidae. Gene Ontology annotation, cellular component: external side of plasma membrane; cytoplasm; membrane. The record is from RefSeq and is a predicted model, not a curated record. Gene Ontology annotation, biological process: calcium-mediated signaling; G protein-coupled receptor signaling pathway; positive regulation of monocyte chemotaxis. Gene Ontology annotation, molecular function: chemokine (C-C motif) ligand 7 binding; C-C chemokine receptor activity; chemokine (C-C motif) ligand 5 binding.
UUUUUUUGCUAGAUAAGGAAAAUUAAGACUUGUGGACAAUAACAUGAUCUGAGCAUUUCUGCUCUACAAAUCCUCCAGAGUUGGUGUCCACUGUGUGAGUGUGAUGAGUAAGCUCCUGAAGAAAUGAAAUAAAAGGCGGCACCCAGAUAUUUCUUAUUCUGAAAACUUGACCAAUCCCCUACAGCCCAACUUCUGUUGCUCAGGAAGCUGGGUGUUUCCUUCUCAGACAGCCUAGGAAGAAGACUUAUUUGGCACCACUAAAGAGCCCUGUGAACCAAUGUAGAGUACCAUCCCCCUCCCCAUGCUUCUGAAGGGGAUCUUCUGAAUUUCCAUGGCCCAGAAAUGCCAUCGCCACUCUAGAUGAGGAGCCAACCCUCUCAGUCCCGAGCCUGUAUGAAGUGAGCCAGGUUGGUUCUCAGCAGACACCCAGUCUAUUUCCCGUCCUCUGAUCUAAGCCGAUCCAAUGAGCAUUUAGGCAACCCAGGAUGAGUACUUCUACAGCACUACUAGAUCCUACUACAACUGAAUAUUACUACUAUGAUGGUGAUGCCGCUCCAUGCCACAAAGACAACGUCAAAGAAUUGACUUCCAUGUUCUUGCCUCCUCUGUACGUGGUGGUGUUCAUCAUAGGCCUGCUGGGCAAUGCCAUGGUGGUGCUGAUCCUCAUGAAGUACAAGAGACUCAAGACCAUGACUAACAUCUACCUUUUCAACUUGGCCAUCUCAGAUUUGCUCUUCCUCAUUACACUUCCAUUCUGGAUUCACUAUGAGUUGCAAAGGGACUGGGUCUUUGGGGAUGCCAUGUGUAAACUCCUUUCAGGGUUGUAUUAUUUGGGCUUAUACAGUGAAAUCCUCUUCAUCAUCCUGUUGACCAUCGAUAGGUACCUGGCCAUCGUCCAUGCGGUAUUUGCCAUAAAGGUCAGGAAGGUGGUCCUCAGCAUCGUGACCAGCAUCAUGACCUGGGGUGUGGCCUUCUUGGCCUCUCUCCCUGACAUAAUCUUCACUAGAUCUCAGAAGGAGUUUUUUAAUUACUCCUGCAGCCCACAUUUCCCACAUGAGACCGCAAGGACGUGGCGACAGUUCCAGGCUUUGAAAUUGAACAUCCUGGCACUCAUUUUGCCCCUGCUGGUCAUGAUCUUCUGCUACACAGGGAUUAUAAAAAUACUGCUUAGACGGAGGAGUGAGAAGAAAUGGAAAGCGGUCAAGCUGAUUUUUGUCAUCAUGGUUAUCUUCUUUCUCUUCUGGACGCCCUAUAACCUCACAGUUCUGGUUUCUGCUUUCCAAGAUGUCUUUUUUACAACCGAAUGUGAGAGGAGCAAACAGUUGGAUUUGGCGAUGCAAGUGACCGAAGUCAUCGCCUUCACACACUGUUGUGUCAACCCUGUGAUCUAUGCCUUUGUCGGGGAGCGGUUUCAGAAAUACCUCUCUCAUUUUGUCCACAACCACGUUGCAGUGCACCUGUGCAAACAUGUCCCAUCCUUCUUGAGGGACAGAUUGGAGAGAGCCAGUUCUUUCUCUCCAUCUACCGGGGAACAAGAACUCUCAGUUGAGUUUUAGGUUGGCCCGAGAAUAGCUUACCUAGGAGGAUGGCUCAUGGGCAUUCAAGUUUACCCAGCUGGAAUGGGAAAAACAAACCAAUGCACUGAUUUCCAGAUUGGAUUUCUCAGAUGAGUCAGUACUCAACUGGGAGGUGAGAUGGCUGAGAGGUCAGGCCCCGGGCUCUCCUAAAACUCCAGGCCUCAGGCUAUAAGAACACAGCUAUUUGCAAAAUUGCUCUGUAGUCACAAAGAGCUUUGUAGACCAAACAGAACUUAAUGUAAUUUAUUUUCUUUUGAGGUUUACUUGUAAUUAUAAAUAAAAGUUUCUGUACGCUCA